AUGCCAAAACUCACGGAACACCAUAACCUUAGCCAGGAACUUAAACAAAAGGUGAGCAUCGUUCACGCUGGUUUGAUAAACAAGGGAAACACAUGCUACGCAAACUCCAUUUUGCAAGCAUUAACGGUUCUUUCAAGACUUUGGUCUCAAUUACCAUCAGAGUCCUCUUUGUCAUCUCUAGUAAAGUCUAUAGUCCUAAAUAUGUCACUACUGAAUCGUUCUCGUCCACCAAUUGAUCCUUCCAAUUUCUUACGAGCACUGCAAAACAGAAUGCAUGCUCUUAACAAUAACGCGUUUUAUCACAAUCACCAACAAGAUGUGCACGAGAUCCUUCAAGUUGUUUUUGACGAAAUUAUUGGAUCUUCCCCUUUGGUUGACAAUCUACUGUCUGUAACUGUGACCACAACAACGUCAUGUAACUCCUGUUGUUUCUCCACUUCCAGGGAACAAAAGGAUUCAAUUUUAAUUUUACCAACGUGUAAGUCAAUAGCAGACUCUUUUAACAAAUUUUUACAACCUCAAGAACUUCUAGGUGACAGCAAGUGGUUCUGCCCCCACUGUUCAUCGCAUCAAGAGGCCACAAUUGAAAUUCAGUUUUCUAAUUGCGGCGACUUCCUUGUUGUACAAUUGUUAAGAUACACAUCAGUAAAUGGGUCUUCUUUUAAAGACAACAAGUUAGUCAAUUGCUUGCCUAAAAAACAUCAUGUCUUAAAGGUAGCAUCUCACCCAACUGACGAUGUGUCUUUCAACAACAAGUAUAACUUGGUUGCUACCACUAACCACUCAGGUACAUUAAAAGCAGGUCAUUACUGGGCCUUCAUUAAGGACCAACAAAACACCUGGUUCAAAUGCAACGAUCGCUGUAUUUCUCAAGUAGACACAUUCCACUUGAAUAAUUCUUCGUCAUACAUACUUUUCUUUUCCAGAAGUUAG
Messenger RNA from Hydractinia symbiolongicarpus, 933 nucleotides. RefSeq names its product ubiquitin carboxyl-terminal hydrolase 51-like. The transcript has a single exon. The record is from RefSeq and is a predicted model, not a curated record. Gene Ontology annotation, biological process: protein deubiquitination. Gene Ontology annotation, molecular function: cysteine-type deubiquitinase activity. Lineage: Eukaryota; Metazoa; Cnidaria; Hydrozoa; Anthoathecata; Hydractiniidae. Bases 1 to 933 code for a protein of 310 amino acids.